This is a messenger RNA of Exophiala dermatitidis NIH/UT8656, 2124 nucleotides long. Its product is annotated as SSS family solute:Na+ symporter. Gene Ontology annotation, biological process: urea transmembrane transport. Bases 1 to 2124 code for a protein of 707 amino acids. NCBI's taxonomy places the organism in Eukaryota, Fungi, Ascomycota, Eurotiomycetes, Chaetothyriales, Herpotrichiellaceae. The record is from RefSeq and is a predicted model, not a curated record. Gene Ontology annotation, cellular component: plasma membrane. Gene Ontology annotation, molecular function: urea transmembrane transporter activity. The transcript has 3 exons.
AUGUCGACCGCCGUUCAGCCCAUUCUUCCCCAAGGCGCCGGCUAUGGCGUCGUCAUUGGAAUCGGGUUCUUCUUCGCCUUGGUCAUGUCUGGCGUUUCGUACUUGCAGAAUCGUUACACCAAAUACUCGACCAAGAUGAGUGAAGAAUUCAACACGGCCAGUCGCAGCGUCAAGCCGGGCCUGAUAGCCAGCGGCGUGGUAUCGGCGUGGACGUGGGCGGCCACCUUGCUGCAAUCCAGCACCGUUGCGUACGAAUAUGGCGUCUCGGGCCCCUUCUGGUACGCCGCCGGCGCGACGGUCCAGAUCUUCAUGUUCUCGGUCCUGGCAUGCAAAGUCAAGCAGAACGCUCCUCGAUGCCACACGUUCCUGGAGAUCAUCUACUACCGUUACGGCAGGGUGACUCACAUCAUCUUCAUCUUUUUUGCUUUGAUGACCAACAUCCUGGUCGCCUCCCAGCUGCUGCUGGGUGGUAGCGCCGUCGUCACCACACUGACGGGCAUGAACGUGUACGCGGCCAUUUUCCUCAUUCCUCUCGGUGUCGCCAUUUACGUCGUCCUGGGAGGUCUUCGGGCGACGUUCCUCUGCGACUAUUCUCACACCGUCAUCGUCAUGGUCAUCAUCUUGUACUUUAUGUUCUCGGUCUACACUUCCAACGAUCUGAUCGGAUCUCCCGGCAAGAUGUACGACCUGUUGGUCCAUGCGGGUGAAGUGCGACCCGUCGACGGCAACCAAAACGGAUCGUACGUCACCCUCAAGUCCAAUUACGGCUUGAUCUUUGGUGUCAUCCAGCUUUGCUCCGGUAUGGGCACCGUGUUUCUGGAUCAAGGGUAUUGGCAACGCGCCAUUGCGAGCCGCCCGACCACGGCGGUGCGAGGCUACAUCAUGGGCGGCUUUGCCUGGUACGCCAUUCCGUUCGGGUUCGCCACCACUUUGGGUCUGGCGGCGGUCGCACUCACCGACAACCCGGCGUAUCCCACGUACCCCAACAACAUGACCGCGGAGCAGGUGUCGGCAGGUCUGGCGGCUCCGUUUGGGGCCGCGGCGUUGCUAGGCCAGCACGGCUGUGUCGCGUUGCUGUUGACGCUUUUCAUGGCCGUCACGUCGUCCUCGUCGUCCGAGUUGAUCGCCGUGUCGUCCAUCCUGACCUUCGACGUGUACAAGGUCUAUGUCAAGCCCAAGGCCACGCCGAAAGACCUCAUCUUUGUUUCUCAUGUCAUGAUUUGCGUCUUCGCCGUGGUCAUGGCCGCGUUUGCUUGUAUCUGGCAGGCCAUCGGCAUCAGUCUGGGUUGGCUCUUUCUGGUCAUGGGUCUCUUGAUCGGUGGUGCCGUGUUCCCCGCCGCGUUUGCCGUCACCUGGAAAGGCCAAACCCGAGCCGGCGCCAUCGCGGGUGCUCUGUCCGGAUUGGCCGCCGGUCUCAUCGCAUGGCUGGUCGAGACCAAAGUGUACUACGGCGAGUUCACCAUUGCCACCACCGGUUCAUCGUAUCCGACACUGGCCGGGAACAUGGCGGCAGUCUUGACGGGGUUGAUCGUGACCACGGUCGUCUCCUGGGCCAGACCCGACAAUUUCGACUGGUCCGUCACCCGCGACAUCAACGCGCCGUCUUCCCUGUAUGGCGGCGAGACGACAGUUGAUGCUUCGGUCGACAGAGCCCCCGAACAGCAACAGGAAGCGAAUCGCAAUCUCCCGACUGUGAUUGACGAGGAGAAAGAAGAAGCCGAGGACGCCGCGGUGCUGGAAAAUCCCAAGGCACUGCAACGCACGUUUAUGAUGGCUUUGGUCCUGUCCACCGUGCUGUCCAUCACCAUGGACGUCAUCGUCCCCAUCCCCAUGUUUCUCAGCCACUACAUCUAUUCCAAGGCCUUCUUCACCUUUUACGUCGUCAUCAGCUUCAUCUGGGUCUUUGCCGCUUUCGGUCUUUGUGGCAUCCUGCCCGUCUGGGAGACCAGACGCUUCUGGCGCGAGUUUGUCGGCGAGGUUUUUGGCGGCAGCAGCAGCACCACACGGACGACCGUCGUCGAGGGCGUUUUGCCUGAUGCUGGCAAGGCCGUCUCGGAGAAAUCGGGCAGUGGCACCGUCACCCCUGCUCCGGACCACGGCAACGUUGAGGAGCUUAAGGCUUGA